Sphaerodactylus townsendi is the source of this 2209-nucleotide messenger RNA. It is a transcript of the gene TMX1, whose product is annotated as thioredoxin related transmembrane protein 1. The coding region runs from base 27 to 851 and encodes 274 amino acids. The record is from RefSeq and is a predicted model, not a curated record. The transcript has 8 exons. NCBI's taxonomy places the organism in Eukaryota, Metazoa, Chordata, Lepidosauria, Squamata, Sphaerodactylidae.
UCCGGGGACGACAGACGCGGGUCAAGAUGGCGGCCUCCGUGGCGGGCUGGGCGGCGGCGGCGCUGCUGCUGCUGGUGGCGGCGGCGGCCGGUCCGGGGGUGUCCGGGCGGAGCCAAGUGCGGGCGCUGAGCGACGGGACGUGGCGGGAGCUGCUGGAGGGCGAGUGGAUGGUGGAGUUCUACGCUCCUUGGUGUCCUGCGUGCCAGAACUUACAACCUGAAUGGGAAAAUUUUGCUGAAUGGGGCGAGGACCUUGAGAUUAACGUUGCAAAGGUAGAUGUGACGGAGCAGCCAGGGCUGAGCGGACGGUUUAUCAUAACUGCGCUCCCGACCAUCUACCAUUGCAAAGAUGGUGAAUUCAGGCGUUACCAGGGUUCACGGACUAAAACUGACUUCAUCAACUUCAUCAGUGACCAAGAGUGGAAGUCCAUUGAACCCGUUUCUACUUGGCUUGGCCCUUCUUCAUUCCUGAUGAGCAGCAUGUCGGCCCUCUUCCAGCUGUCCAUGUGGAUCCGGCACUGCCACAACUACUUCACAGAAAACCUUGGCAUGCCGGCCUGGGGGUCCUACGCCGUCUUUGCUCUGGUGACUCUGUUCUCGGGACUGCUGCUGGGCCUCCUGAUGGUGUUCCUGGCUGAUUGUCUCUGCCCCUCCAAAAGGACUAGGCCGCCUCCAUACCCGUAUCACAAAACGCUACCGGAGUCUGCUGAGCCCUGGAGGCAGCUGGUGGAAGAGGCCGAGCCAAGAGGGGGUCACGAGGCUGAGCCAGAUAACCACGGGCCCCGCACCUCGUCGCCAGACGCACUGAGGCAGCGAGCGGUGCCCCCUGCUGCCGGAGCAGAGAAGUCCUAGUGCCCCCGUCACUCUCCUGCAUUGCUCUGCAGUGGUUGUUCGGACAUGCCGGAGAAGGCCUCCCUCCUCGAGAGGACGGAGAGACGCAACUGUUUGGGGGGGGGCCCUCUGCAUGAAAAGCCUCUUAGAGGCACUAGUUGGUUUGAAGCCUGGCCUUUGGACUGGCUGUGUUGGAGGCUCCGGGCCACAGACGCCUCUUAGGUGGUGCUUCGGCCAGUAUGUUGCUUGGUCCCUCUGGACCGGCAGUUCACAGUGAUCCCCGCCCAAGCAGGUCGGCCAGUGGGCGGAGCCUUUAGGCACAGCCGGGACUCCUCUGUUUUCUUUUUAAAAACCCUCUUCAGUGUUGCUCGUGGGAAACGGAUCCUGCCGCCGUCCCGCCCCUCCCGUAUCCUCCGACGUUACCCAGAUGCCCCUGGGACAGGGUUUCACCUGCCAGGGGGGCAAAAGGCUUUGACCAAACCGAACGGGGACCUCUGAAAUAAGCACAGAUUUUGGGAGAUGACCCAGGGAGUAGGGCUUCCGGGGGCCUGGGUUUCCAGGAUGGCAGCCCCCACCCCCCCAACUUUGGCAAACUAGUCGUGAAGCUGAGAAGAACUGCAGUAGCUGUUUGGAGGGUGGGGGCUUCUGUUCAAAGGAAGGUGCCCCAAACUCACCUCCGCCCCUCCCCCCCUUCCGGGCUUGUAGGAGCUUUCCGUCGUGUCUGAAGCAACUGUAACGCUUGCUUCUCUGGCUUUCUCGGAAGCCCCAGAUUGCUCCUCCUCUGUGUGCAGUGUUCCUUUCCGGACUGUAUUUCCCAGUUUCUAACCCCACAAAGCAGGAGCGUCUGUCUCAAAAUCCACACACGCACACACACACACACACAUCCCGUGCCGUUUGGCUCCCCUGGUCGGGCGCGGGACCGGACGGUGAUUCUGCAGGUUUGUCUUUGUUUACAAUACCUUGAAAAUGAAGGACCGGCGCCUCAGUCAGUGCUGUGUGCGGAUUCUCCGGGCCCAGCACUGCUCUCUCCUCCCAGGUGCCUUCUCUACCAGAACCCUCAAAGGGAAACUUCCUUUCCCUGCUUCGGAACAUCUUGGCUUCUGCAGCAUUUCCCUUCGGCAGGGCCUCGAAGCCGAGCAGCGGGGAACCCCACGUCCAUGUUUUGGUCUGUCUGCCUUCCUCCGCUUUGCCGAGCCAGCAGCGCCCUGUUCUCAGACGUGGCUUCUCCUGUGAAAAGAGUCCAGCUCGGGGCGUGGGCUUUCCAGGGUAAUAUGUGGCCCUUGGUACCCACAGAAGGAGCUAUUUUAGUGUGGUUUUAAUCUGUAUGCACCCGCUGAGUGUUGCUGUGGAAUUAAAAGAAGCUCUUCAGGUGGGAUGGA